GUGGCCCUCCCAGCCAAGAUGGCUGACAGCAUCCCAUUAGCUCCGAUGCGGAAGAGCUCGAGGAGAAACCCUUACUACAACGCCAGCAGACAGUCAAGAUUCUCGCUAGAUGAUGAACCAUCCAAUCUGGAUGAAAUGCCUCUGAUGAUGUCCGAGGAAGGCUUCGAGAACGACGAGAGCGACUACCAGACGCUGCCCCGGGCCAGAGUCAACCACAGACACAGCAGAGGCCUCGGCUGGUUCCUCCUCGGGGGUUGGAAAGUGUUGUGUUGCAGCUGCUGCGAGCUGGUGGCCCGCAUGUGUCGGCGGAAGAAGGAGCUGAAGGCCCGCACCGUCUGGCUGGGCUGCCCGGAGAAAUGCGAAGAGAAGUUCCCCAAGAAUUCCAUCCACAACCAGAAGUACAACGUCUUCACCUUCGUGCCGGGGGUGCUCUACCAGCAGUUCAAGUUCUUUCUCAAUCUCUACUUCCUGGUGGUCUCCUGCUCCCAGUUUGUGCCCUCACUGAAGAUCGGAUAUUUGUACACCUACUGGGCGCCGCUGAGCUUCGUGCUGGCCGUCACCAUGGUGCGCGAGGCGGUGGACGAGGUGCGGCGCCACCAGCGGGACAAAGAGAUGAACUCCCAGCUCUACAGCAAGCUGACGGUGCGCGGUAAAAUUCAGGUGAAGAGCUCAGACAUCCAAGUCGGGGACCUGAUUAUUGUGGAGAAGAACCAAAGGAUUCCCGCGGACAUGAUAUUCCUGAGAACGUCUGAGAAAACCGGAGCGUGCUUCAUCAGGACCGACCAGCUGGACGGAGAGACGGACUGGAAGCUGAAAGUGGCCGUCGUCUGCACGCAGCGGCUUCCGGCAGUCGGGGACCUGUUCUCCAUCAGCGCGUACGUCUACGCCCAGGCACCUCAGCUGGACAUCCACAGUUUUGAGGGCAACUUCACGCGGGAAGACGCAGACCCUCAAGUCCAUGAGAGCCUGAGCAUCGAAAACACUCUGUGGGCCAGCACCGUGGUGGCCUCCGGCACCGUGAUCGGCGUGGUGAUCUACACGGGCAAAGAGACCAGGAGUGUACUCAAUACAUCCUAUGCCAAGAACAAGGUUGGCCUGCUGGACCUGGAGCUGAACCGACUCACCAAGGCCCUGUUCUUGGCCCAAGUGGUUCUGUCCAUCGUCAUGGAAGUCCUGCACGGAUUUGUGGGUCUGUGGUUCCGCAAUCUCUUCCGAUUUGUGGUGCUCUUCUCGUACAUCAUCCCUAUAAGCUUGCGUGUCAAUCUGGACAUGGGGAAGGCCGCCUACGGCUGGAUGAUCAUGAAGGAUGAAAACAUUCCCGGCACUGUGGUGAGGACCAGCACCAUUCCCGAGGAACUGGGCCGGCUGGUCUAUCUGCUGACGGACAAAACAGGCACCUUGACACAAAAUGAGAUGAUCUUCAAGCGCCUGCACCUUGGAACCGUGUCCUACGGUACGGACACUAUGGAUGAGAUCCAGAGCCUCAUAGUCCAGUCCUACGCUCAGGGUACCUCAUCCGGUGGUGGCACCGGCGGCGCCACGGCAUCCCAGAAGUCGGCGGGUCCAAAAGUCCGCAAGAGCGUCAGCAGCCGCAUUCACGAAGCGGUGAAGGCCAUUGCCCUUUGCCACAACGUCACGCCCGUCUACGAAACCUACGGCGGCGUCAACGGCGAGACCGAGUCCGCUGAGGCCGACCGGGACUUCAGCGAUGACAACCGUACCUAUCAGGCCUCCAGCCCCGAUGAGGUGGCGCUGGUGCGUUGGACGGAGAGCGUCGGCCUGACCCUGGUGAACAGAGACCUGACCUCCCUGCAGCUGAAGACUCCCUCCGGACAGAUCCUGUCCUUCCACAUCCUGCAGAUUUUCCCCUUCACCUCCGAGAGCAAACGCAUGGGCAUCAUCGUCAGGGAGGAGUCGACGGGAGACAUCACUUUCUACAUGAAGGGUGCCGAUGUCGCCAUGGCAAGCAUCGUCCAGUACAAUGAUUGGCUGGAAGAGGAGUGUGGCAACAUGGCCAGAGAAGGUCUGAGAACAUUGGUGGUGGCCAAGAAGUCGCUGUCCGAGGAGCACUAUCAGGACUUUGAGAACCGCUACAACCAGGCCAAGCUGAGCAUCCACGACCGAGCCCUGAAGGUGGCGGCCGUGGUGGAGAGCCUGGAGAGGGAAAUGGAGCUCCUCUGUCUCACCGGUGUGGAGGACCAGCUUCAGGCAGACGUCAGGCCCACGCUGGAGCUGCUCAGGAACGCUGGCAUCAAGAUCUGGAUGUUGACUGGAGAUAAGCUGGAAACUGCAACGUGUAUCGCCAAAAGCUCACACUUGGUCUCCCGGAACCAAGACAUCCAUGUUUUCCGACCGGUGUCGAACAGAGGCGAAGCCCAUCUGGAGCUCAACGCCUUCAGGAGGAAGCACGACUGUGCCCUGGUCAUCUCUGGAGACUCCCUGGAGGUGUGCCUGCGCUACUACGAGCACGAAUUUGUGGAGCUGGCCUGCCAGUGCCCGGCCGUGGUUUGCUGUCGCUGCUCACCCACCCAGAAGGCCCAGAUUGUCACGCUUCUCCAGCAGCACACCGCCAACAGGACCUGUGCCAUAGGUGAUGGUGGGAAUGACGUCAGCAUGAUCCAGGCUGCAGAUUGCGGUAUCGGAAUAGAAGGAAAGGAAGGGAAGCAGGCGUCGUUGGCGGCCGACUUCUCGAUCACGCAGUUCAAGCACAUCGGGCGUCUCCUCAUGGUGCACGGCAGGAACAGCUACAAGCGCUCGGCGGCCUUGGGUCAGUUUGUCAUGCACCGAGGCAUGAUCAUCUCGGCCAUGCAGGCCGUCUUCUCCUCCGUAUUCUACUUUGCCUCAGUUCCCUUGUACCAGGGAUUCCUCAUGGUCGGUUACGCCACCAUCUACACCAUGUUCCCCGUCUUUUCCUUGGUGCUGGAUCAGGACGUCAAGCCUGAGAUGGCGCUGCUCUACCCGGAGCUCUACAAAGACCUCACCAAGGGACGCUCGCUGUCCUUCAAGACCUUCCUGAUUUGGGUUUUGAUCAGCAUCUAUCAAGGGGGCAUCCUCAUGUACGGCGCGCUGGUCCUUUUCGAGUCGGAGUUCGUGCACGUGGUGGCCAUCUCGUUCACGGCGCUCAUCCUGACCGAGCUGCUGAUGGUGGCGCUGACGGUGCGCACGUGGCACUGGCUCAUGGUGCUGGCCGAGUUCUUCAGCCUGGGCUGCUACCUGGCCUCCCUGGCUUUCCUCAACGAGUACUUUGGCAUAGGCAGAGUGUCCUUUGGAGCUUUUCUUGACUUGUCCUUCAUCACCACCUGGCCUUUCCUGUGGAAGGUGUCGUGCAUCACGCUGGUCAGCUGCCUGCCUCUCUACAUCAUCAAGUACCUGAAGCGCAAGUUCUCCCCCUCCAGCUACUCCAAACUGGCCUCCUGAGGUGAGACAACGGCGGGGCUUCUUUUGCGCACUUUUUUAACCUUCGCCCGGUCGCCGCUGACCCCGGUGAGGGCGACGUGGAUGAAGGUCAGUGAACCACUGGAGCAAACAGACACUUUUUUUUCCAAUCUCUGAGGUUACUUGAACACAUCAAGCACAUGAAAAUAUGACGUUGGUGAGUAUGUACUUCAAUUCAAACCUCCAAGUGUCAUUUUUAUACUUUUAUAGCUUUUUUUUACGCUCCCUGACACUGGCAGGUCUUUGAGACAUUUCAUUAGUAUUUUUGAAGUACAGUUAAAUCAGUAUGAAUGUGCUCAGUGUAAGCAUGCUGGCGUUGUGCCUCAUUACCACAUAUCUCAUUGGUUGUUUAACAAUCACACGUCUUUGCUGUGUAUGCUGCGUCGGGGAUGAGUUUUAUGAUUCCCACAAGGUGUUUUGACAAGGGAGACGACUAAAGUGGGAUGAAGGUCUUUUUUGGAAGUAACAGUGUGAGACGGUUCAUCUGUCUGUACGUUAUAUUAUGAAGCCAUCGUAAUUUUGAAAAGUUGGUGGAAAUGUUGUCAAAAGGUUCAUUCCUGUGUCUUGUUCACGUGCUUUUUUUUAUGUCCUGCACUGCAAUCUCAAAACGUGUAGCUGCUAUUUUAUGACAUUCUUUUUCAUUCACCAAUAAAUAAAUAAAAAGGAAGAAAUGACACUUUAAUUAGCCUGCAUCCUAUUAUUUGACCUGCACGGUCGUCAUUUGGCCACUAGAUGGAGACAAAGAUUUGCUUGACACUAUUAACAGUGGUUGAAAAAAAUAAGUAUAAUCAUAGGAUGAUGGUUCAUUAAAAUGACACUUUAAAAAGCAUCUAUUUUAUUAUAUCGUCUACAAGGUCAUCAUUUGGCCAUUUUGGAUGAAUCAGAGUUGACUGCUUUAAACUAUCAUUAUAGUUUAUAAGUACAAUUAUAAGUAUAAUCAUGCAAAUGGCUGCACAGUCAGGAGAUGGGUUCAAAUCUCCACUCGGCCAUCUCUGUGUGGAGUUUACAUGUUCUCUUCCCACUUUCCAGUCGCUAUAGGGGUGUUAUUUCAUGUGUAGAGGGCUUUAAUGAUGGUAAACGGUAUAUUUAAAAAGUGGUAACCAGGUUUUCUAUACUCAAACUGCCAACAUAAAAAAUAAUGCUGGGAUAGGCUCCAGCAUACCCGCCCGAGGAUUGUGAAGAAUUGACUGCUUGAAAGUUUUAAACUGAUUGAUUAUGGAUUUACCACAUAUGAAUACAAAUUAUUUGUAUGAAAUACUAAAUAUACAUCUGACCUGAGCUGCAGGGCCAUUAUUUGGCCACUAGAUGGAGACACACACUGACUGCUUGUGACUGCUUGAGCCUGUUCAACAGUGAUUAAAUAUGUUUUUUAAAUAGUUAUAAUAUAAUAUCACACAUACUGGCUGCAAAGUUGCCCUUUAAAUCUGAACUUCCCCAUCAAAUUGAAAAAUAAAGCACAUGAGCGUGUUUGACAUGAAGCUAACUGCAGUAAUUACACCAUGUGCCUUUCAGAGAACCAUUUAAUGUAUACUGAAAACAAAACAAGAUGUGUUUAGCGUGCAAUCUAAAGCAGCCGUGGGACACCCGUGCAAUGUGUUAUCAAUUUCUGCUGAAGAGGAGGAGGAAGUAGUUUGUGGAUGCGUGGAGGGCGAGCCACCCUGUGAUGAAUGUGAU
Messenger RNA from Doryrhamphus excisus (bluestripe pipefish), 5109 nucleotides. It is a transcript of the gene atp9b, whose product is annotated as ATPase phospholipid transporting 9B. Lineage: Eukaryota; Metazoa; Chordata; Actinopteri; Syngnathiformes; Syngnathidae. Gene Ontology annotation, cellular component: plasma membrane; endosome; trans-Golgi network. Gene Ontology annotation, biological process: retrograde vesicle-mediated transport, Golgi to endoplasmic reticulum; endocytosis; phospholipid translocation. The record is from RefSeq and is a predicted model, not a curated record. Gene Ontology annotation, molecular function: magnesium ion binding; ATP binding; ATP hydrolysis activity.